Molecule: messenger RNA, 4509 nt
Organism: Anguilla rostrata (American eel)
Lineage: Eukaryota; Metazoa; Chordata; Actinopteri; Anguilliformes; Anguillidae
Product: RILP-like protein 1
Exons: 7
Coding region: 1125-2321 (398 amino acids)
Biological process (GO): cilium assembly
Cellular component (GO): cytoplasm; ciliary basal body
Molecular function (GO): protein dimerization activity; small GTPase binding; dynein light intermediate chain binding
Source: RefSeq, a predicted model, not a curated record
CUGUAUGCACUGUCCUGGGAAAUCGGGAUGUGGCAGGACCACCUUGGCCAUACUGAUAUCCUGUCCUGUGCUUCCGGCGAUUUCCUGCGGCGCUGAGGUCCCUUCCGAUGGAAACAAUGAACUGCGCGUCACGCGCCACAGAGGAACAGAAGCCAGUUGUCCGCGGGUAUAGCCGUUAGCAGCACGCGCUACUGAGGUCCAAGCUUAAUUAGGCCAACGGCUGGGCACCGUAAUCUGUUCCUCCGUGUGUUCUCGCUGCUGCUCCACCUGUAAGGGAACUUCAAUUCAGCAUCAGUCUAGCCUAUUAAACCCUACACAGAUUUAACAUUAGAAUACUUUUAUUCUUUAUCGAAAUAUUGCACAAGUAAACGCACUGUAAAUAACUAAAUCCAGUGAUCGAUAAGGUAAUAACAAAGGUUCCAUUGGACUUGUACUAUGGGGAAGUUGCGCGUAUAUAAUCGGUUUUGGCUACUUUUUAUUUGUGGUUGUAAUAUCAUUUCAUAAAUGUAAUGUUUAGAGUUUCAUUUAUGGGUCUGGUUCUGUUUCGGGACAGAUUCGAUGUAACUACAAAACAAGAUUAUUUGAAACAAAUAUACUAAAAUGCGAACCCCAAUAUAUUGAGUAAAAUACAUUUGCUUUGUCAGCUAUAUAUGGCAUUGACGCCCAUACUAGUUGAAACUGUAACUUACUAAUGACAUGCCCUGAUCAUACAGUGAUGUACUUAAUAUACGGAGUUAAACAUUCUAUAUUUAUACUUCCAAGUCCCAACAAAACUGCGACCUCCACUGGGUCUCGGAAAUCCUGACAUGCGCAGAGCUUUGACUGCAGCUUAGCCUACGUAGCGACUGCCAUGUAUCCGAAGAGUCGGGGCCAGCAGAUUUAACAUUGCCAUGGCACGGAUACAGCUAAAUAGUUGUGUUUAUUUCUUUAGUCCGGUGUUUCUCGGCGGCAGAAUGGACAAGGGCCACGGAUAUUGCAGGGGUACACGGUAAACCCUUUACUUUAAAACUCUGGGAAAAAGUGUUCCUCUGGGAGACGUGUAGCCAGUGUUCCGCAACUUUUGUUGUGGCGAAGGCGACGGCAGGAAAACAGGAACUGCAUUGUCGGGAGAAGGAGUUGCAGCCAUGGAAGACUUCGGAUCAGCGCUGGAGAAAAAUGCGGCGGAGCUUACGGUCAUGGACGUGUACGAUAUCGCGGCAGUCGUGGGACAGGAGUUCGAGCGAAUUAUCGAUCAGUAUGGGUGUGAAGCGCUGGCGCGGUUGAUGCCAAAAGUGGUCCGGGUGCUGGAGAUCCUCGAGGUCCUGGUCAGCCGGAAUAACAUCAGCCCGGAGACCGAGGAACUGCGCCUGGAGCUGGACCGGCUCCGCGUGGAACGGAUGGACCGGUUGGAAAAAGAAAAGAAACACCAAAAGGAGCUGGAGCUGGUGGAGGACGUGUGGAGAGGGGAGGCUCAGGAUCUGCUGUCCCAGAUCGCCCAGCUGCAGGCGGAGAAUAAGAGUCUGCUGACCAACCUGUCCGUGCAGGACUGCCCCACCUUAGAGGAGGAGCUUCAGCGGCAGGAAGGUGUGUCGGAGAGGGAGCGGCAGGUGAUGAAGAGGCUGAAGGAGGUGGUGGACAAGCAGCGGGACGAGAUCCGCGCCAGAGACCGCGAGCUGACGCUGCGCAACGAGGACGUCGAAGCGCUCCAGCAGCAGCAGAGCCGGCUGAUGAAGAUUAACCAGGACCUGCGGCACAGGAUGGCAGUGCUGGAGGCGCAGGGCAAGGCGCUGAUCCAGCAGAAGGUGGAGCUGGAGGCCGCCGCCCAGGCGGGGCAGCAGGAGCUGGGGGAGCUUCAGCGGGAGGUGGCCAGGCUCCGGGACCGCCUGCAGGGAGAGCCCCGCCCCAACGGGGAGGAGCCACCGCUGGCCACGCCCCAGGAGGGGCCGUCUGAGGAGGACCCUGCAGAGGACAGAGUUGCCCUUGACCUGAAAGACCCCAACAGGCCUCGCUUCACCCUGCAGGAGCUGCGGGACGUCCUGCAUGAGAGGAACGAGCUCAAAGCCAAAGUGUUCAUGCUGCAGGAGGAAAUGGCCUAUUACAGGAGUGAGGAGCUGGAAGAGGAAAUGGGCCCGCCCCCCUCUUCCCCUGCCCCCAUGCCACGCCCCAACGUCCAGCCCGAGUCCGGGAUCAAACGGCUGUUUAGCUUCUUCUCCAGGGAUAAGAAUCGCAGCUCGCAGAAGAACGUGAGUUUCGCGGAGAGUGUGGGCGUGUGGGCGAGGAACGACGACGUGUACACUGAGCAGGCCCUGGAGGCUUUGCAGCACAGUAACCUUGGAAACUAACAUACGGCAACAACACACAAGCGCACACACAAAUACACACACACACACACACACACACACAUACCCACACACACACACAUACACACACACACACACACACACACAUGCCCACACACACACAAGCGCACACACAAAUACACACACACACACACACACACACGCCCACACACACACACAGAUACACACUCACACACACAUACACACCCCCUUCGACAGACAUCCGUCCAGUCUCCCCUGCACCUUCCAGCACUAACAGCGUUUUUAGCUACAAGGACUUUUUUUACCUGCGUGAGGGACAGGACACUGCCAGGCCACCAGGGGGCGCUGGUGUACACUGGCGUUUUCAGCAAUACCAUUUGACCAGAGUUGAUGAUUGAUUUUUCUAAUUGCCUGGAGCUUGGAGGAAUGCACCAUAUUGAACACAUAGGCAUUGUGGAAUGUUGUAUCCUACGCAGUAUCCCUUAAAAUACUGAUGUAGGAAGGACAGAAAAAAAAGGAAAGAACACCACCUCCCACCUGAUUGGACAGGAUUGCGGCAGUAGGGAGAAUGUCUUUGUGCCUUCAGAAGCCAGCAUUCCGGAACAAAGGGGGCAGCAGUGCAUUGUGGGUAGAUUAAAGGUCAGCUCCCAGGGGAAACGCUGGAAAGUCUGGGCAGAAGCACAGCUCGGGGCUCGUGGCCAAAAAGCCGGUGCAUUUUCCAUUUCUCCACCAGAUGCUCUCCACAGUGCUGCCACAUCAGACAGUCCACGUAGGAGAGAGAGAGAGCGAAGGAAACGACAACGGAAGAGCAGAAAGAAGUGACUGUGUGAAAGCUGGAGAAGUGGUGAGGAAGAGAAGUGAGGAGCGGCGGGGGAGUCGGAGUUUGUCAUGAAGUGUUCCAGGAAGAAACGACGGACUGCAGAGUAUCGAGCUGACGUAGACUCCCUUGGGAAAGCCUUACAGACGUACAGAGCAAGCACAGACAGUAUUUUGUAUAGUUAAACUGAGCACAGUUUGCAUACUGUAUUUACAUGUGUAGUGCAGUGAGCAAUAUGAAAUACCCCAGUAUUCCUGCCACGUUUGUCCAAGUUCAACUUCACCACCCUGUCUGGACUCAAUAACCCCUGCACUGAUGGUGCACCUUCAUCCAGGUGACAGGUGUGUGGUCUUUUCAGCCUGAAGACCCAGUAGAGUCAUGUACCUCCCAGACCUGCUCUGUGAAAGUGACUCAAAGUAAAGGACUACAUGCACUUAACAAUAUAUCAUGAUCUGUUCAAACCCAGAAAGACUCCUUUUCCCAUCAUCCUUCAUCUUCAUUGCCGUUAAAUUUCCUCCAAAAGACUUUACAGGGAUAAGUAAUCUCUUUAUUUCCCUUACUUGACUGAAGUGUCUUUGAGAUGUUUUCAUGUAGAGUGGGCAGAACUGCAGUACUCUCUCAUACAGAUGUGUUCACCGUGGUUGGGAGGCAGGGCUGUGAGCUUCAACUGGAAAACAGCUGUGUCCUUAAAGCAAUAUGCGUCACACGUGUGAAGGAGUCUGCAAAUAAAUAAUCGAUUAUAAAUUAUGUCUGUACUGUUAAAAGAGAUGGGAUGGCAGACCAGCACUGUAAACGAAGUUAUGGGAAGGAAGUUAUUCACAGUGAUUUAAAGUUGUGAAGGAGCAUUGCUUUAAAUCUUAAUCUUAAUGUGUAUAAUUAAAAGGCCUUUUGAGUUCCGGUGAAAGGGAUUCCAGUGUUUAUAGAAAGCCUGCUGUCUUGCUGGCUCUGUAAUAUUAAGGGAACACCUUUCUGUGCUGUUAUUAACCCUGUGUAGGCGUGUUUUAGACGUAUAUGAGAUACACAUCACUACCCAGAAUGCCUGAAAUCCCAGUUAAUGUGUAACUGUGCAGCAGGGAGACAAUGCUGCGGUCUGUGACUGUAGAAGUAUCGGGAGCACGUUAUGAUGUAGCUUUGCCACCUGAUUCUUCCACACCUGGGGACAGGUAUGUUACGGGGUGUUAUUUACAUAACUGACCGCGCGAUGUGCUCCCCCUUCCCCCGCCAUCCUCGAGCACUUCAGCUUCCCGUCAACGUGGACAUUUUUAAUACGGUUUAAAACGAUUGCAGUUUAUUCUGUGAGAUGCGCCUUGGAUGUUUUUAUUCUUCUAAAUAAUGCCCCAGUAUUGCUGCUGGCAAUAACUGCUCAAUAAAAUUACCAUGUUUUGACCUAUA